GCAAAUGCCAUUAGUUCUGUAUAGACAUUUGAUCCUCAGGAAAAUCAAGAUCGAUUGACAUUAUUUACAAAAAAACUUCCAAGUAGCCAAUUCUGACAUUUACCACACCAUUUCCUCAUGCCAUUUUUACUGAUUUUUCCCUUCCAGGCUCCCACAGUAAACAGAUCGUGCUAUUUACACAAAGAAGAAUAACGUUUGAAAUAAUAAGUUCGUGAAUUUAUUAAGACCCAUUUAAGACCCCAUAAAAGUAUGGAGAUAAGUGUUUACAAUAUCCACCAUGUCGUCGCGAAGUUUUUGAACCUUCGAGAGCAUGUAUACGUUGCCUCUGAUUGGCUGGUGUUCUUUUGUAGCUUCUUAUGUUGUCAAUGUGCUGAAUAUAUGGCUGAAGGUAUGCCCACUGAUGGGUUAAGCGAGGCGUCAAGCAUCGCGUACAAGAUAACUCCACGAAAAUUGGAAGUAGAUACUGCACGGUCGUGUGAAGAAUUGUUCCAGACUGCAUCCUUGAAGAUAAACUUUGACCAGCCUGUAGAACCAUGCAACACGGGUGAUGAUAGAUCAUGCUCUAAACAACGUACUGUCGAAGAACGAGGGGAACUGGACGGGAAAAUGCCUCCGGACAACAGCGGUGAAUCAGUACUCACAAAGUUAACCAAUAGUCCUAACAUGGAUAAAAACAUUACUCCGAUAGCCAGCAGUAGAAAUGACGACUAUCCAAUAGUACAUAGCCAUAGAAGAGUAUCAGACCAACAUAAAAUGGUCGCAGAAUUUACCGAAUAAAGACAAAAUAAUAUGUGCUUAAGGUAUCCUUUAUUGUUAGAACAAAAUAAGACUAUAUUUUAAUGUUUCUAUUUAACUUGGGCUCGAUAAAAAUACGUAAACUUAA
This is a messenger RNA of Cydia pomonella (codling moth), 883 nucleotides long. RefSeq lists its product as uncharacterized. The coding region runs from base 250 to 777 and encodes 175 amino acids. NCBI's taxonomy places the organism in Eukaryota, Metazoa, Arthropoda, Insecta, Lepidoptera, Tortricidae. The record is from RefSeq and is a predicted model, not a curated record. The transcript is spliced from 4 exons.